Messenger RNA from Camellia sinensis, 3067 nucleotides. The record is from RefSeq and is a predicted model, not a curated record. Lineage: Eukaryota; Viridiplantae; Streptophyta; Magnoliopsida; Ericales; Theaceae.
UAUAUAUAUAGAGAGAGAGAAAACACAGGGAUAGUGCGUGUGUUUCUAGAGAGAGAAAGCAUGGAUUUGUUGCCGGCAGAGUCAUCGCAGAUCAAGAAGCAUGGAUUCAGGUCGCUGAAGCUAGUAAACGCGAACAUGGACGAUGUUCUCGCUGAAAAGCCAUUUGGAGUCGACUACGGGAGGCUCGAAAAUGGUCUCUGCUACUAUGUCCGAUCCAAUUCCAAACCCAAGAUGAGAGCUGCUCUAGCACUUGCUGUCAAGGCUGGCUCAGUUUUGGAAGAGGAGGAUGAACGUGGAGUUGCUCAUAUAGUUGAGCAUCUUGCUUUUAGUGCCACAAAGAAAUACACAAAUCAUGAUAUCGUUAAAUUUCUUGAAAGUAUUGGGGCAGAAUUUGGCCCUUGUCAGAAUGCAGUCACAUCUGCUGAUGAAACCGUUUAUGAGUUGUUUGUUCCUAUUGACAAGCCGGAAUUGUUAUCUCAGGCCAUUUCAAUCUUGGCAGAAUUUAGCUCGGAGGUGCGAGUCUCGACAGACGAUUUGGAGAAAGAAAGAGGGGCUGUUAUGGAGGAGCACAGAGGGAACCGCAAUGCAAAUGGAAGGAUGCAGGAUGCACAUUGGGUUCUGAUGAUGGAAGGUUCUAAGUAUGCUGAGCGUUUACCAAUUGGGUUAGAAAGGGUAAUCCAGACAGUUUCUGCUGAUACUGUGAAGCAAUUUUAUGGGAAGUGGUACCAUUUACACAAUAUGGCUGUGAUAGCUGUUGGAGAUUUUUCUGAUACACAGAGUGUAGUUGAGUUAAUAAGGACCCACUUUGGAGAUAAAAGUUCAUCACCAGAUCCUCCACUUAUACCUCUCUUUCCAGUUCCAUCUCAUGAAGAACCCCGUUUUUCAUGUUUUGUUGAAUCUGAAGCUGCUGGGUCUGCAGUGAUGAUCAGUUGUAAGAUGCCUGUGGAUGAGUUAAAAACUGUGAAGGACUACAGAAAUUUACUUGCAGAGUCGAUGUUCUUUCAUGCUUUAAAUCAGAGGUUUUUUAAAAUAUCUCGUGGAAAAGAUCCUCCAUAUUUUUCAUGCUCUGCUGCUGCUGAUGUCCUAGUUCGUCCAGUGAAAGCCUAUAUAAUGACUUCAUCUUGUAAAGAGAAAGGGACUAUUGAGGCCCUAAAAUCAAUUCUUACUGAGGUUGCUAGGGUUCGGCUGCAUGGAUUUUCUGAACGUGAAAUUUCUGUUGCUCGAGCUUUGCUAAUGUCAGAGAUUGAAUCUGCCUAUUUGGAACGUGAUCAAAUGCAAUCAACCAGCCUGAGGGAUGAAUAUUUACAACAUUUUCUCCGCAAUGAGCCUGUUGUUGGGGUUGAGUAUGAAGCACAACUUCAAAAAACUAUACUACCUCAUAUAUCGGCAUCUGAGGUAUCCAAGUAUGCGGAGAAUUUUCGAACAUCAUGUAGCUGUGUUAUAAAGACCAUUGAACCUCGGGCUACUGCAACAAUGGAUGAUCUUAAAACUGUUGUGCCAAUGAUCAAUUCUCUUGAGGAAGAACAAAGCAUACCUCCUUGGGAUGAUGAGCACAUCCCAGAAGAAAUUGUUAAUAUAAAACCAAAUCCAGGGGAUAUCGUGCAGCAGUUUGAAUAUUCAAAUAUUGGAGCUACUGAGCUAAUUCUGUCAAAUGGCAUGAGAGUUUGCUAUAAGUAUACGGACUUCUUCGAUGACCAGGUUCUCUUCACAGGGUUCUCAUAUGGGGGUUUAUCAGAACUGCCAGAAAAUGAGUACUUCUCAUGCUCAAUGGGUUCAACCAUCGCUGGAGAAAUUGGUGUUUUUGGUUAUAGACCAUCAGUUCUAAUGGAUAUGCUUGCUGGUAAGAGAGCUGAAGUUGGAACAAAGCUUGGAGCAUAUAUGAGAACCUUUUCAGGUGACUGCUCACCUUCGGACCUGGAAACUGCCUUGCAGCUAGUUUAUCAGCUAUUUACAACAGAUGUAGAACCAAGGGAAGAAGACAUCAAGAUAGUGAUGCAAAUGGCAGAAGAAGCCGUCCGUGCUCAAGAGAGAGAUCCUUACACUGCAUUUGCAAACCGAGUGAGGGAGCUCAAUUAUGGAAACUCCUAUUUUUUUAGGCCAAUUAGAAUUGGUGACCUUAAAAAAGUUGAUCCGUUUAAGGCUUGUGAAUACUUCAACAAUUGUUUUAAGGAUCCCUCGACUUUUACAGUUGUGAUUGUUGGGAAUAUUGAUCCUGCUAUUGCAUGCCCCUUAAUUUUGCAGUAUUUGGGUGGAAUUCCAAGACCUCUUGAACCCGUUUUCCAUUUCAGCCGUGAUGAUCUCAAAGGCUUGCCUUUCACUUUUCCUUCGACCAUAAUUAGUUAUAAAACCUUGGCCUAAUAACCUUGAGGUUACGGAUUCAAGUCUCGGGGCAACCACUUUGUGCACAAUGCCAAAGGUUAGGUGUGUACCCAAUCUUUCCCCUCCCAAACACACAUUAAUGUGUACUAAUUGAGCGUUGUUUUUUUAAUGCUAAAUCAAUGUUUCAAAAUUUUCACAAUUGUUGGAAUGGUAGAUAGCGAGUAUGGGAUUAAUUCGUUGGACCUAUUGAUUUGUUGUGAUUUGCACUGGCUUAAACUUUAAACUUUAAUACAAUGACUUGAGGAAACAACCAUUAAUAUUUUUCACAGAUGGAGGUUGUGAAACCAUUAGUAUGUACUCCACUGGCUAUGCUUACUCCUGGAGGAGCUGACUUGGAAAUGGUGGUCUUCAGAAUAUCUGGGGCUUUGACUAUGUUAAAUGAUGAUGUUGGGUUGAAGGAUGGGCCUGGGUGAAGGGGUAAGUAGAUUAGGUAGGGGAUCUAAACUCGUAGUGGUGAAAAGGUCAAGGUAUUGGCUAUUGCGAUGGAUAUGGGAGAUGGAACAGGGAGGAUGAAACCUGUUAGGAGAACUGGAGUUAGAAGUGAGAAAUAAAUUAGUUGAAGCCAAUAUUGUAGCUGGUGCUUCAGGAAGAGAAAGGCACUGUCAAGAGGAGGAGAUAGAGCAGGUGAUGGGGACCAAGGAAGGGAAAGAAUGAAGACAUAUGUGAGGCGCAAGAGGGUCCAACUGGA